Messenger RNA from Physcomitrium patens, 2283 nucleotides. RefSeq lists its product as uncharacterized. The record is from RefSeq and is a predicted model, not a curated record. NCBI's taxonomy places the organism in Eukaryota, Viridiplantae, Streptophyta, Bryopsida, Funariales, Funariaceae.
AUUGAACGUCCAUCGUAUGUCUCGCCUUUAACCCAUCUCGUUCGGUAGUUCUCUUCUUUCUCCUUGCAAUCCCCGAAGGCUGCUUAUCGCUCCUGUCCAGCGCAUCUCGAAGUAAUCCCUCGCUUUGUAUGCCGUGUGCGGGGCCUGAUGUACCGGCUUUGGUGUGAGCAGCGGAAGUGGUGAAAUUAGUUUGGAGGAGGAGUGAUGGCGGAGGGUGGUAAUGGAGAUGAUCGCAACUGGUCCAUGUGGUUGCGGUUGCUGUCGCAUUCCGUGCGGGAUACUGCUGGAUCAGCCUCCGCUGACGACACCACGGUUCUCCAAGCUGUUAAAAAUCUGCAUCAAUUGUGUGGCAAGGGAGAGCGAAAUUGUGAUUUAGUGGGAAGGGUAUAUCCUCACCUUGUGAAGAUCUUCAACCGUUGCUCUGCAUCGUCUUCAUCUCAGAAAACAAGCACUGGACUACUUCUGCUGGCUAUUUUGCAGUUUUUCCUCGAUUUUGGUGAAAUUGUGUUACAUGAUUCAGACCCAAGUCUGCAUACCUUUUUUCGCUCUUGUCUGAGUAGGCAAUAUGCCGAUCCUACUGUAGCUGCUGCUACUUUAAAGUUUCUGAAUCAGAACAAGGCCAAAUUGAUGGUCGCUCACCCAUCUUUACUUCCACAGUACUAUCCACUCCUUUUGAAAGUGGUUGCUUGGGGAAGCAACAAGCUGGAUAAACCGUUUAUGGAUCUCCUGCCAUCAUUAAUGGGAGUCUCCUCCUUUCUAACGUUGUUUCCUGCUCUACUUGACUUACCAACCUUGGUAUUAGCUCUAGAAAAUUUACAGGCCAGUUCUGGAGCCACUCCAGGGACUACCAGCGGUCCGAGUAAAAAAAGUCCUGCACCCGAGGCUUUGUUUGCAUUGAUGGACGAGGCGUACACAGGGUCCAGCAUAGCUGAUAGUAGAGGUGCCGCUGAGACUGAUGGUCAUGGCAGUGCCAAGGAGGAAACUGAAGCAUUGUUCGCGGAUUUACUGAAGGAUGAGAAUGAGGGCCUAGCGGAACGGCAUUGGUCUUUUCCAGGGAUGGCCGCUGCGCUGAAAGCUCUUAUGGGGUCGAAUCCAUCAGAGCGUCUGCAACACGCAUUGGAACUGGCACCCUCAUUACUUCGUAUAUAUUUUACCAUAGCAUUACGAGAUGUGAAUGACUCGCUACUUGCUGCACUGUUGCCCAUUAUAUUUCAGAGAGUUGACGCAAUGCUUCCUGAUCCAAAAUUUACUGCACAGGCACAGAAAGUUUUGCUGGAGUUCAUAAUGGCAGCAUUUCAUCAAUCACCUCACUUAGUAGCUGUAUUAAAGAAACCUUUAAUGGAUAGAAUUGGGCAACCUCAUACUAGUUCAGCAAAGACGGAACUCGCAUUACAGCUGUGUUGGGCAGUGGGUGAGCAUGGAGGAGGUGGUCUUGCUUAUAAAACUGCUGCUCGAGAGCUUUUCGAGACGCUUGAGCUACUUCUGUAUGAGAACCUCGCUUCAAGCCGCAUGAAGGGCAAUACCAAACAAAAAACUGAAGACACCAAAGGACCAGCUGUUUCCCAGUCCCGUUUGCUGUGCUCCGUGGUUACAGCUAUUGCGAAACUGGCAACAUGUCACAGAGAGCUUUCUCCCAGAGCUCUUGUCUGCCUCUCUAAAGUUGCCCGGUCCCAGCAAGUGUUGGACAAGUCUGUAUGGAGGCGUGCGCAUGACUUUAUUGGGCUUAUGCAUGAGCCAGCAAUGUGUUCCUCGAUACUGGGGCCGCCGACUGGUUACCCUAACCGCUCUGGCAGUGUGCAAUGGAGUGAAGGUGGUACCAAGGCAGUCGCUUCGAUACCCUUCUAUAUUCUUGGGGAGAAAGGAGGCCCUCCAUUUCAUGAUUUCGCAUUAUCGGACAUCAUUGGAAAGGCUUCUUAAACGUUCUAGAAGAAAAUGUACAUUAGUGACUAUAUAUAAGGGAAAUCAAAAACCCGAUUGAAUAUGUGGGCUGUAUUAAACCCAUUACAUCACCACACUGAACACACCAGUUCGGGCGAUGACCAUGGCUUUUAAGAUUUUAGGUAGGUGGAGGAAUGCGUCCGAUAUUACUUUAAGGCUGGGCAGAUUGUGUAAGUGUUUCGUAUAAAACGAACAUUGUCGUACUUAACUAGAGCUUUCAACCUACAGGGCCCAUUUGGCUAGCUUGUGCAUUGGCUUAGUUUGGUCAAAAUAUUUUUGCCUCAACAGCAUGGUUCACGUUCCCAAUGUAUCGAAAUGUGAAAAUAUUGCAUUGAUCCCUCUGAA